CUAGUGCUUUUCGAUCAAGAUGGCAAGCUGGUCUGGCAAUCCUUCGAUCAUCCAACGGAUUCGUUGGUUCUCGGGCAGACGCUCAAGGAGGGAGAGAGGCUUGCGGCCAACACCUCCAUGACCAACUGGACGCGAGGUCAGUUUGGUACGCCGGACGAAUCGAUCUCAUUGCCUGUAGCAUUGUCACUUUAGUUUAUGAGGUUUGAGUCUGAUGGGCAUCUCAAACUUUACCAAUGGAGCCAAGGAUGGCAGGUGAUUGCUGAUGUUCUUCACUUGGAUGUUUGUGCUUACCCGACCGACUGUGGAGAGUAUGGAAUUUGUUCGAAUGGACAAUGCAGUUGCCCCAGUGGAGUGAAUGGUUCGAUCUACAUCCGGUUGAUCGAUGAUAGGAAAUCCAACCUGGGUUGCUCCUCUGUGAAUCCUCUGUCCUGCCAAUCCAUGCAAGAUCGUGGUCUCUUACCUGCUCAUGUUGUUUCUUACUUCAGUUAUGCUUACGGUGCUGCGAACUUUCGAGGAAUUGAUGAGGAGAGUUGCAAGCAAGCAUGCUUGAAGAAUUGUUCUUGCAGGGCUGCUCUUUUUCAAUACUCUGGAAAUGUUUCAGAUGGCAAUUGUUUUCUGCCAUUGCAACUCUUUUCGUUGCAGAACAACCAGCCUUCCACAUCUCAUUAUAAUUCAUCUGCAUAUAUUAAGGUGCAGAACAUUGUUGUGUCUCCUGCAUCUAAUAAUACUAAAAAGAGGGAUGUCGGUAUCGGAGUUUCAAUAGGUAUUAUUGGAGCUGUGCUUAUUGCAUCUCUCAUCGGGGGCAUGAUCAUCAGAUAUGUUUGGAGAAAAAGGUCCACAGAAGAGGAAGAGGAUGACUUCCAGCAAGUACCGGGAAUGCCAACAAGGUUCGCUUUCGAGGAGCUGAAAUUAGCGACAGAAAAUUUCUCAAAAAAGCUUGGUGAAGGAGGGUUUGGGACUGUUUACCAGGGGAAGAUAGGGGAUGAAAAGGUUGCAGUGAAGCGUUUGGAUGGAGUCGGUCAAGGGAAGAGAGAAUUCUUAGCAGAAGUUGAGACAAUUGGUAGCAUUCAUCAUACCAACCUGGUAAGGCUAAUUGGAUUCUGUGCAGAGAAAUCACAUAGGCUCCUUGUCUAUGAAUACAUGUGCAAUGGAUCAGUUGAUAGGUGGAUCUUCAGCAAAGGUCAACAUAGCACUCUUAAUUGGCAUAUGAAACGUAAGAUAAUUGUCGAUAUAGCAAAGGGAUUGUCUUAUCUUCAUGAAGAAUGCAGGCAAAGAAUUGCUCAUUUGGAUAUCAAGCCUCAAAAUAUACUCUUAGAUGACAGAUUCAAUGCCAAGGUCUCUGAUUUUGGACUGUCCAAGUUGAUAGACAGAGAUCAGGAGCAAGUGAUGACUAGAAUGAGAGGGACACCGGGGUAUCUGGCACCUGAAUGGUUGACAUCAAUAAUCACUGAAAAGGUCGAUAUAUACAGUUUCGGCGUUGUGAUCAUUGAAAUUGUUUGUGGAAGAAAGAAUUUGGACUACUCUCAGCCCGAAGAAAGUGUUCACCUGAUCAGUCUCCUUCAAUUGGAAGACAUCAUCGAUGCUCAUAGUGAUACCAAGCUGCAUGCAAAAGAAGCCACUGAGAUGAUCAAACUAGCACUAUGGUGCUUACAGAGAGACAGCAACAAAAGACCUUCCAUGUCGACCGUGGUAAAGGUUUUGGAAGGCGCAAGGAACGUAGAAACUGAUCUAGACUACAAUUUUUUCGCAAAUACCCCCAUAAUGCCGAGGAAUAGGGAUCAUUAUGAUUACCAUUUGGCUGCUUCACCUGCACCACCUGCAUCUCUUUUAUCAGGUCCAAGAUGAAAGACCAAAUUCGCAAGGGCAGCUCAUUGUGUUGGCAUGUUCAAAGCAUGUUAACUUGUGUUCAGCUAUGUAAUCUCUCAUUGAACCCUCUGUAACCUGAGUCAUCUUAAAAUAAAAAGGCAUGCAGUGGUUGUUCUCCA
Musa acuminata AAA Group (dessert banana) is the source of this 1985-nucleotide messenger RNA. RefSeq names its product G-type lectin S-receptor-like serine/threonine-protein kinase SD2-5. Gene Ontology annotation, molecular function: protein kinase activity; ATP binding. The record is from RefSeq and is a predicted model, not a curated record. Lineage: Eukaryota; Viridiplantae; Streptophyta; Magnoliopsida; Zingiberales; Musaceae. The transcript is spliced from 2 exons. The coding region runs from base 196 to 1845 and encodes 549 amino acids. Gene Ontology annotation, biological process: protein phosphorylation.